This is a messenger RNA of Lactuca sativa (garden lettuce), 357 nucleotides long. The record is from RefSeq and is a predicted model, not a curated record. NCBI's taxonomy places the organism in Eukaryota, Viridiplantae, Streptophyta, Magnoliopsida, Asterales, Asteraceae.
AUGGGGUCGAAGUCAGAAGAGUCAAAGAAAGAAGUGAGAGUUAGUGGAGACUCAGGAUUUGAUUGCCAUUACUGUGGAGGCAAGAACCAUUUUGCAAAAGACUGUAUGCUGAAAAACAAAACAGAAAAGAUAGAUGAUGAUGAUAAGGAAGCGAGCGUCCUGAGACGACUGGAGGAAAUCAAUAAAAGAAAGUCAGUUGCUAACAAUAUAACUAUGAAUGCUUUGAUUGUACAGGAUACAGGCAAUCAUGAUGAAUUUGGUGGCGUGGAAGUAUGGUCCACGGAUUCUGAGGAUGAAGAAGUAAGAAAACCCACUCAUGGCAAAGCGAUGCUAGUAAAAGAAGAACCUGCUGCAUGA